GCUUACCGUGUUGCGGAGUUCCAUUGCUUUUUUGCCACGCGUUUUCGGGGAAAACUGUGAGUAUGGAUUCCUUUAACUGACUCAUGAUUACAAUAAUCUCCAUAAUGAUUUCCGUUUUAUAAACUUCCAUGCCGGGGCCACACCUUACAUCAUGCUCUAUCUAUUUCGUGUUAUGCUUCAUUCGCAAAUUUUAAGUUUGAGCUUAUAACAAAUGAUUUGCAAUUUUACUAAGUAGUCCAAUGGCGUUUUAGCUCGGGCUGAGGUUAGCUCUCCCUAAUCGGAGUCUUGCCAAUAACUGGUUCUCUCCUAGAUAAAAUGCUUGAAAAACGCAUUACCCAAAUCACGCUGCAUUCUCUUCGGUGCCUAACCUAAACUGUUGAACUAAACAUUUUCAGAGGAUGCACCAACGUAAAAAGCUUCGUCUUCGCGACUGGCUCAAAGAGAUGAUCGAUGCGGGCUUGUAUGGUUUAAAAUGGGAAGGAGACCCGAGGAAGCGAACCUUUCGAAUCCCUUGGAAACACGGCUCUCGGCAUGGCUGGUCUGAAAAAGAUGAUGCUGCUCUAUUUAGAGCCUGGGCCACAUAUACAGGAAAAUACAAAGAAGGAAGGGACCUCCCUGAUCCUCGAAAGUGGAAGACAAAUUUUAGAUGUGCUUUGAAUGCCUUACCAGAUAUUAAGGAGAUUCGCGAAGAGAGUUGUCCCCGUGGAAAGGAUGCUUAUAAGAUUUACAAAAUGCGGCCAGUUCGAGGAAGA
Molecule: messenger RNA, 752 nt
Organism: Porites evermanni
Lineage: Eukaryota; Metazoa; Cnidaria; Anthozoa; Scleractinia; Poritidae
Source: the annotation of a GenBank genome assembly